UGCAGUGAGGAAGAAAGUAUCAAAAAGCAUCCGCCUUCGCGGCCAUGGCUGAUGAAGGUUUAAUAGCUAAAGAUAUGUAUGUAUACAUUGAAUUAUCAUCAGUCUCGUAGGAAUAACUCUUACCGAAAAAAAUGGGAAGCUUAAGCAACAACAACAAGAGACUCUUCGGCCAUAAUCAAACCACUCCUUGCACGCGUAUUCACCAGAUCGGUGCCCUAGCUAUCGUCGUCACUACCUUCUUCCUCACUAGAUUCUUCGAUCAAUCCUCUUUCUCGUCUUGCAACCCUAAUUCCGCCGAUUUAUCAAAUCAAGAACGUCGUCACGCGGUUCAUUUUUCUGAAACCGGAUCUCUCUCUUGGCCGGAAAGAGGAUACGGUUCAGAUAUCUCACUCAAAGUAUAUGUUUACGAUGAGAACGAGAUUGAUGGUUUAGGAGUUCUAAUGCGCGGCCGCGACGGCAAGAUCUCCGCCGAUUCUUGUGUUAAAGGUCAAUGGGGAACUCAGGUUAAAAUUCAUAGGAUGCUUUUAGAAUCAAGGUAUAGAACAAGAAUCAAAGAGGAGGCAGAUCUUUUCUUUGUGCCUGCUUAUGCUAAAUGUGUCCGUAUGAUGGGUGGUUUAACUGAUAAAGAGAUUAACCAGACUUAUGUGAAGGUAUUGAGUCAAAUGCCGUAUUUCAGGCUAUCUGGAGGCCGCGAUCAUAUCUUCGUUUUUCCAAGUGGUGCUGGAGCUCACUUGUUUAGAUCCUGGGCUACAUACUUAAAUCGCUCUAUAAUACUCACUCCGGAGGGUGACAGAACAGAUAAACGAGAUACGAGUGCAUUCAAUACGUGGAAAGAUAUCAUUAUACCUGGAAAUGUUGAUGAUGGAAUGACGAAAAUUGGAUCUGGGUUAGUGAAACCUAUACCUUUAUCAAAGAGGAAAUAUUUGGCUAACUUUUUGGGCCGAGCUCAGGGGAAGGCUGGUCGCCUUCAAUUGAUUGAACUUGCUAAGCAAUACCCAGAUAAGUUGGAAUCACCAGAGUUGGCUUUCAGUGGCCCUAAUAAAUUGGGUAGGAGUCAGUACUUUGAACACCUAGCCAAUGCUAAGUUCUGCCUAGCACCACGUGGCGAAUCCUCGUGGACUUUGCGCUUUUACGAGUCUUUCUUUGUGGAGUGUGUCCCUGUUGUCAUAUCGGAUCAAGUGGAGUUGCCGUUUCAGAAUGUUAUCGAUUACACGCAGAUAUCGAUUAAAUGGCCAUGGAAUCGUAUAGGAUCCCAACUUUUGCAGUACCUAGAAUCAAUACCGGAUAAAGAAAUCGAGAGGAUGAUUUCUAAUGGUAGACGAGUGAGAUGCUUAUGGGUUUAUUAUCAUGGUCGCGAAUCAACGUCGUCUUGCUCUGCUUUCAACGGGGUGAUGUGGGAACUUCAGAGGAAAGUGAGGCGAUUUCACCAGUCAACUGAGACCUUUUGGUUGCAUAAUGGAACCGUGGUGAAUAGAGAUUUGGUUGAGUUCAGAAAAUGGAAGCCUCCAAUGCCUCUACCCUGAGCUGUUUUGUCGGGUCAGUCUUGGCUUGCCUUUCAUGUAGAAAAAUGAUAGAAAAAAUGAAUAUUAUUGUUUCAUUUGUUAUCUUUUUUAUAUUUUCCUGUUUGGCUAAAAUAUGCCGUGAACACAGAUCUCACGAUAGUUUGCAUGA
Impatiens glandulifera is the source of this 1671-nucleotide messenger RNA. Its product is annotated as probable glucuronosyltransferase Os03g0107900. NCBI's taxonomy places the organism in Eukaryota, Viridiplantae, Streptophyta, Magnoliopsida, Ericales, Balsaminaceae. The coding region runs from base 132 to 1523 and encodes 463 amino acids. Gene Ontology annotation, molecular function: glycosyltransferase activity. The transcript is spliced from 8 exons. The record is from RefSeq and is a predicted model, not a curated record.